Ricinus communis (castor bean) is the source of this 3738-nucleotide messenger RNA. Its product is annotated as protein unc-13 homolog. Bases 210 to 3383 code for a protein of 1057 amino acids. The record is from RefSeq and is a predicted model, not a curated record. NCBI's taxonomy places the organism in Eukaryota, Viridiplantae, Streptophyta, Magnoliopsida, Malpighiales, Euphorbiaceae. The transcript has 5 exons.
ACUAACAAAACUACCAUAACUUCCAUAUCUACAUAUUCAUUCUCUCUCUAUCCCUUUCUUUCUUUCUUCCCUCUCUCUCUUAAUAAUAAAAUGCCCAGCUUCUCUCCCUACCCGCUCCCGCCGGCCAUGAUCACCAUCUAACCAAAGAAAAAAAAAAAAACUAUUUUCUUUUUUCUUUCUUUGUUUAUUUGUGUGCUAUUAGCUCCUAAAUGGCCCACCAAAACCCAACAAAGGACACCUUCUCUGGUCCACUCCUUUCAGGUCCCGCUGCCUGUGACCCAUCGGAGACAGACCUCACAUGGCCUUUCGGUGACAUACACGGACUAGACCGCGACGACAUUAGAGAGACAGCUUAUGAGGUUUUCUUUACAGCUUGUAGAUCAUCUCCAGGCUUUGGUGGUGGCAGAAACAAUAUUACGUUUUAUUCAAACCACCACCACCACCAUCAUGGUGGUGGUGGUGAUGCUAAUAAUGGAGGAGGAGGAGGACCCAUGUCACCAUCAGGGUCUUCUAGCGGCGGGAGGGUAGGUGCUGGUGGUGGAGGAGGAGCAGGAGGAGGAGGAGGAGCUGUAGUUGUGUUGACACCAACAAGCAGGAUAAAACGUGCGCUAGGGUUAAAGAUGAUAAGGAGGUCGCCGUCACGGAGGAUGUCAAGUGGCGGAGGAGGUGGCGCAGGGUCAGGGCCGGGGUCUCCUAAUGCGCCGCCGCAUAACCAUAAUGGUGGUGGGUAUAGCCCUGGUACUGGGUUCAAUACCGUUCCGGCUUCCAGACCAAGAAGGCCUUUGACUUCUGCGGAGAUUAUGAAAUUGCAAAUGCGAGUCACUGAGCAGAGUGAUAAUAGAUUGAGAAAGACGCUUAUGAGGACUCUUGUUGGCCAAAUGGGAAGAAGAGCAGAGACAAUAAUCCUCCCACUAGAGCUGCUCCGCCACCUUAAACCAUCAGAAUUCAAUGAUAUGCAUGAGUAUCAUCUCUGGCAAAGGCGUCAGCUAAAAAUCCUAGAAACCGGCCUUCUCCUCCACCCAGCAGUUCCACUAGAAAAAUCAAACUCCUUUGCUAUGCGCCUUCGCGAAAUCAUUCGCGCCAGCGACACAAAAUCCAUUGACACUAGCAAAAACUCUGAUACCAUGAGAACCUUAUGCAACAGUGUUGUUUCCUUGUCUUGGCGUAGCCCUAAUGGUGCACCUACAGAUGUUUGUCAUUGGGCUGAUGGGUUCCCCCUCAACCUUCAUAUAUAUACUUGCCUCCUUCAAGCAAUAUUUGAUUUCAGGGAUGAGACAUUAGUCCUUGAUGAGGUUGAUGAGCUUGUAGAAUUAAUAAAGAAGACAUGGUCUACAUUAGGAAUCAAUAGACCUAUACACAAUCUUUGCUUCACUUGGGUGCUUUUCCAACAAUAUGUAGUAACUUCACAAACUGAGCCUGAUCUUCUUUACGCUGCACACGCAAUGUUGUCAACGGAGGUGGCUAAUGAUGCAAAAAAGCCUGACAGAGAGGCUACUUAUGUUAAGCUUUUGGCUUCUAUGUUAGCUUCGAUGCAAGGGUGGGCCGAGAGGAGAUUACUUCAUUACCAUGACUAUUUCCAGAGGGGAAAUGUUUUCUUGAUCGAGAAUCUUUUGCCUUUGGCUUUGUCAGCAUCAAAGAUUUUGGGUGAGGAUGUUACCAUUACGGAAGGAGCAGGGAAACAACCCACAAGAAUAGUUGAUUCAUCUGGAGAUCGUGUCGAUCACUAUAUUCGAGCUUCUAUAAAGAAUGCAUUUGCAAAGAUAAUAGAAACAGGAAGCUAUAAAAGUACAAGUGUGGAAGUGAAAGAUGAGGCGAGCGAGGCUCUUCUGCAAUUAGCUAAAGAAACUGAGGAUUUGGCCUCGAGAGAGAGGGAAAGCUUUAGUCCCAUACUGAAGAAAUGGCAAUCAAUUGCAGCUAGCGUUGCGGCUGUAACACUACACCAUUGCUAUGGGGCAGUCUUCAAGCAGUAUCUUGCCGGAAUGUCCACGCUUAAUUAUGAGUCAGUUGAAGUAUUGCAGAGGGCAGGAAAGCUUGAAAAGUUCUUGGUUCAAAUGGUAGUUGAAGAUUCUGCGGAUUGUGAGGACGGAGGUAAAUCCAUCGUGCGAGAGAUGGUUCCAUUUGAAGUUGAUUCAGUCAUAAUGAGGGUCAUGAAACAAUGGAUUGAGGAUAAGAUGAAAAAAGGGAGAGAAUGUUUUAUCCGAGCAAGAGAUUCAGAAACAUGGAAUCCGAAGUCUAAAAACGAGCCGUAUGCGCAGUCAGUUGUGGAGUUGAUGAAAAUAGCCAAGGAAACUCUGGACGAAUUCUUUGAAAUUCCUGUUGGAAUUACUGAUGAUCUUGUUUGUGAUCUCGCCGAAGGUUUAGAGCAUCUCUUCCAAGAAUACAUCAAAUUUGUAGAAGCUUGUGGAUCAAAACAGAGCUAUGUCCCCACACUACCUCCCCUAACAAGAUGCAACCGCGAUUCGAAGUUCUACAAGCUGUGGAAGAAGGCUACUCCGUGCAGUGUUGGCACAGAAGAGAUGUACCAACAUGGAGGAGCAACAGAAGCUCACCAUCCUAGACCAUCAACAAGCCGCGGAACGCAACGCCUUUAUAUCCGACUCAAUACUUUGCAUUAUCUUCUUUCUCACCUCCAUUCUCUAGACAAGACCCUUGCCCUUGCUCCAAGAACUGUUGCUUCAGCCCGUACUCGUCAUGCCAGCCAUCGCAGGCACCGCUCUAAUGCCUCUUCUUACUUCGAACAAACCCAUGCGGCUAUCCAAUCUGCUUGUCAACAUGUGUCAGAAGUUGCUGCAUACCGUUUAAUCUUCCUUGAUUCAAAUUCUGUAUUUUAUGAAACUCUCUAUCUCGGUGAUGUAGCAAAUGCUAGGAUCAGGCCUGCAUUGAGAACUCUCAAGCAGAAUCUUACUCUUUUGACAGCAAUUCUCACUGACCGAGCUCAAGCUUUGGCUCUGAGAGAAGUAAUGAGAGCCACAUUUAAGGCUUUCCUCAUGGUUUUGCUUGCUGGAGGGUGCUCUAGGGUGUUUUAUCGAUCUGAUCACCCAAUGAUUGAGGAGGAUUUUGAGAAUCUAAAGCGUGUGUUUUGUGUGUGUGGUGAAGGAUUGAUAAAUGAAGAGUUAGUAGAGAGGGAAGCUGACAUAGUUGAGGGGGUAAUAGCAUUAAUGGGUGAAUGUACGGAGCAACUAAUGGAAGAUUUCAGCAUUGUGACUUGUGAAACAAGUGGUAUAGGAGUAAUGGGUUCCGGCCAAAAACUACCCAUGCCGCCAACAACUGGAAGAUGGAAUAGAGCAGAUCCAAACACAAUCUUGAGAGUGCUGUGUUACAGAAAUGAUAAAGCAGCAAAUCACUUCUUGAAGAAAUCAUUCCAAUUGGCAAAGAGGAAAUAAAAGAAGAAGAUAAGAUGAACUUCUUUUUUGACAUCUUGUACAUUACAGCCAAGGUGAUUAUAAAUAUUAUGGUUCAUUCUGAUGUUAGUUCUUCCGGCAAUGUAACAGAACAAACAUUAAAAACAAAUGGAAAUGUGAGAGGGAUUACUGUAUACAGGAUUCAGUUAAAAGUUAAAUGCUAUAUCAAAGAUCUAAUAGCGGGGGGUCGACAGAGUAUUGACAUGUACUUGUUUUCGGCAUUAAUUCUUUGUAGGAAUAGGAACUGUUAAUGAAUCUGUGUGGUGGGGAACAUUUUCGUUAGGGAAAAAGGAGCAUGUGCAGAUAUUCUUUCAUUUUAUUCAUUUAAUUUUCACUU